GGAGUAUAUUUAGAACUGUUGCUCUGAUGUGACGAAAAUCACUUGGCUCAUGUCACUCAAACAGCUAUUGCGAUCAUGACACAUCCACUAUUCUUGCCGUUAAUUUGCAUUUAUUUGAAACUUGUCAACGGAUUUUUUCCAAAUCAUUUGUCAAGUUUGGACCUUGGGAAAGAAACGUUUACACACCAGGAUAUUACAGAGGUGGGAAUAUUGAGAGCAGUCGCGGCAUAUUUUGAGGAAAACCCCCGCCCGGAAUCUCCUGUUGGCAAGGGCGAGUUGACCGGAUUGGCGCAUAUAACAGCCAGAAAACUGUUUGACCGAUAUUAUGGCGAGGACGCCUCAGAGAAGCGUUUCAAAGAAGCCAUCGACACAAUCACCAGUGCAAACAAUCUCGUGGACGAAAACUACUUAAACAUCGCCAAGUGGCACUGUCAGGGCGAAACAAUACGGGCAGCGAAUGAACAAAUGAUUCAGCUGAGAGAACAAAUAAUCCAACUGUUCGAAGAGGACAAUCCUAAUCUAGACUAUGCGAUGGAGUUGUGCGGUCAGUUUUUGCAUAUUAUGCAAAUGUUCUACAGCAACAGCAACUGGGUGGAGCUCUCCGGGGCGGUUCCAUACUACUCCCUCGGCCUGCGCGGUAGACCACUGUACGGUCAGGCCCCGCCUCCCAUGGAUACCUGCCGAUCAUGUGGACAAUACGGCGACGGCGAUUGCAAGGACAACUUGAUUAUUAAGGGGUCCUUACUAACAAGCGGAUACAGGAGUGGCCAAGAUGUACAGAAACCAUUCAAGGAUCCGAAACUUAGCCAAAUAGGAAAAUGCAGCCAUGGUGGGUCGUUCGACGACUCUGCAUCAACCAGCGCAGCAAUUGGAGGUAUCAACAAGGACGCCACCUCUCCAUCACUCAGCCCCCACUAUCAUCUGCAUCGGGCUGCUGUCGCCACAGCCAUCAACCACACUGCAUUCUUCUUCGAGGAUAAGGAAUAUGGUCUACGGCAUGUGCUAGGCAAUUCAAACUACGAGCAGCUGCUGCAAUUAAAAUCUGGAAAAUCGAUAGCCCUAGUAUUAGACUACUCCGGAUCAAUGAGUGAUGAAAUUGAAGCCGUGAAGACCAAGAUAGGCGAAAUUAUCAACACUGUGUCGGGGACAAUCAACGAACCAUCUAACUACAUCAUCUCUCUGUUUAAUGACCCACUUUCACUAAACAAAGUAGUGCAGUUCGCCUCCGGUAAUGAGACGCUGACGUACCUUCAAACAGUUGCGGUGAAUGGGGGUGAUGAUUGUCCUGAGUAUGCAAUGGAUGGCCUUCUUAAAGCCUUAACACUGUGUCAGCCCGACUCGGAGCUGUACGCCUUCACAGAUGCUUCAGCCAAAGAUCCGGAAAAAACAACUAUUGUGAGAACUCUUGCAUUGGAGAAGAGAGUGAAAAUUGAUUUUCUUCUGACAGGAGAUUGUUCCUCCAGGAAGAAAAGAUCAUACCAAAUGAGAAUACGAAAGCUGGAUACACCGAGAUCAAAGCGCUCAACUGACGGACUCGAUCUCUUCCGGUCUCUCGCAGCCUCGACAGGCGGAUCAGUCUACGUUACCAACAAACGUGGUAUAUCUUCUGUAGCAGAUAUGAUAAAGGAGUCUGUCUCCGCGUCAUCAGUCACAGUACUCAAGAUGAGCAUGGAAUGGAACAGGAGUCUCAACAUCACAUUUCCAGUGGAUUCCUCUGUCCGUCAGCUGACUAUCAAAAUACUCACAGUUGGCGAUACUCCUUCUGAGAAAAUUUAUUCACCAGAUGGGAGUAACUUCACAUCAAAUAUGACUAUUAAGGAUCUUGGCAACGGCAUUAAACUGAUCAAGUUGAAGACUCCCAUGCAAGGACUCUGGAGUGUAGCCCGCCUGGGAUCUAAUGACUGGGAAAUUGAAAUAUCAGCAAGGAGCAUACUGGACGCAUCAGUCAAGUUUGUACAGAGGAACGAAAUUACUGGAUUUGAUUACGAGCUCACUGGUCGACCCAUUGCAGGUGACACUGUGACAUUGAUUGCUACAUUACCAUCUAUGAAUCUACUCACAACACUGAACAGCCUUCUCCUGUUGAAUUCGGAUGGACUUGAGCUCACACGCCAUGACGGGUUUGAGCGUGUGAAGGGACGAGAGGAGUCAGCCAUGUUUAGAAAGGAAUUUGUUCUCCCUGGCCAGUCAUUCCGGAUAGGUCUGAUAGGAACAGACAACCAUGGACAUCAGUUUCAACGAUUUCAUUCCAAACAAAUUGUUCCUGUCCACAUCAAGCUGAAAUUCCUUCCGAUAAACGGUACUCUCUACAUCAAUGAGCGACUGGCUGUCCCUUUUGAGGUGACCAACAAAGGAGAUGCGGAGUCGUCCAUCGACGUCAACUUCAAGGACGACCAAGGGUUUGCCGAGACUCCAGUCACACAGACAUUUGAUAUAGGACCUGGUGACAGUGCAUCGGGGACGUUCUGGCUGCAAGCAGGAUCACAGGAAGGAGUUACUACGACUGUGACAGUGUCGGCGAGGGCAUCAUCGAGUGAUUCAGGCCGUUUUCAAUACAUCAUACGACGUCUGUCCACAUCGAAGAGAGUUGUGCGAAAGGUAGAUACAACCAACCCCGUUUGCAACAUCACCUCCAUAGCAGGAACAUGCGACCUCACAGUGAUUGACUCGUGUACCUGUAAUACUAAUCGAUGGUCGGCAUCAGCUGAACUGUGGGACGAGGGCUUCGGACUCUAUCAAGCUACAUCCUCUAUCAGCGAGGAUGAUGGCACUUUCAGUCUUCAGAAUUUCAACAUGAGCCACACCCUAGAGGAAGGCGUAAUAACAGCUCGUGUGUCCUCCAGCUGCUGUAACGCCCUGGCUUACAUUAACGUUGUGGACAUGGCUGGCAACUCCGACACCUGUUUGAUUAACCGCUUGACCGACGGCGGUGUCCCUGUCACCAACUCCUCCGUCACGGAGAGAGCUUACAUCAAGAGACAAUGCGUUGUUGACACUGGCAAUGACAAGAAGCCGGAGAAGAAACAGAGUCGGAAUCAAGGCGGCUUACAUGUUGGAAUUGUUGUCGGCACUGUGGUAGGUGUCACUGCCUUGAUCAUCGUCAUCGUCAGUCUCGUUGUCGUCAAGAAACGGAAGCAAUAUUCCAGCAAUAUCACGGCGCGGACACCAGAGAUGGGUGUCACACAUUGUACCCAUGUGGGGAAUCGAACCUAGGCGAUCGGCGUGAUGAGCGUACGCUUUAACCACUACGCUACCCAACCUCCUUGUAAGCCAAUAGAACAAAACCAUGAUGAAGUACUUUUCUGCUGACAAUCUCUCAUACAGUGUUCAAUGAAAGUGUGUCGUUAAAAGUUAAAACUGUUCAGAGAGAAACUUUGCAUGUUGUUUGAGCAUCCUAAUUCUUUCAAGCAAACGAUUUGUGUUCAGGGCGUUUUAUCGCUGAAUCCCGUUACUAAGCGACAUGGAUGUGUUAUCUCAUACCUUUUAAUGUACAAAAUAAACUCAUGUUCAGAUA
Haliotis rufescens (red abalone) is the source of this 3514-nucleotide messenger RNA. Its product is annotated as von Willebrand factor A domain-containing protein 7-like. NCBI's taxonomy places the organism in Eukaryota, Metazoa, Mollusca, Gastropoda, Lepetellida, Haliotidae. The transcript has 21 exons. The record is from RefSeq and is a predicted model, not a curated record. The coding region runs from base 76 to 3213 and encodes 1045 amino acids.